GCUCCGCCCUCCACUUAUCGAACGUCACCUGCUUAAUUCCGCCGCUCUCCCUCCGUCUCCGCAUUAAAUAAAACCCAUCACUCUUCGCCAAUCGCAGCUGCUUUUCCACGCGUAAAAUGCACCGCAAAGUCGUGUGAUUCAGACAAAAUAUUGAGCUUUGCGGUGCUUAGUUCUACGGUUCCCCUUCCUGCUGCUCAAUGCCGGUACCUUGGUGCUGAGCGGAGACAAAAAAGCGCCAAAAGAUAGACCCAAACACGCGGGUUGAACGCGCCCACCACCCGGCACCAUGGAUGAUAAUCAUGAGCGGUUAUUUUCGGGCGACGCCAAUGCCGAUGCCGGCGACACGGAAGCAUACUCGGUCCUCAUGUCCUACCCCGAAGAAGCCGACUACUACGCUCUGCUUGGACUCCCCCGCGACCCUCCCCCAACGGACGGCGCAAUCAGAUCCGCAUACCGAACCCUCACGUUGAGCUUCCAUCCGGAUAAACAGCCACCGGAAUUACAAGCUGCGGCGAAACAACAGUUUGAGCGGAUCCGCGAGGCGUAUGAGACGCUCAUUGACCCAAAGAAAAGACUCGUGUAUGAUGUUUUGGGCGCAGAGGGGGUGCGGAGGGAAUGGGGGCGUAUGGGGGCAAUGGGCCUUGGAGGAGAAGCAGAGAGACAAGAGAAACAAAACCAGAUCGGUGUGAAGGCAAUGAAGCCGGAGGAAUUUCGGAGGUGGUUUUUUGAGACGAUGAAGAAGAGGGAGAGGGACGUGAUCAACUCAUUUGUUAGGAGCAAGGGAACCUUAACUGUUGGCAUCAAUGCCCAGGAUAUGAUUUCGGUCGAUGAGGAGUUGGAUGAGGUAUUCCUUCGCGUCCCUUCUCCCAAAUUGUCCGACCUAGCUGUCCGGUAUUCCUUUGUAGCCCCUUUCCCAACGCUACGGGCUGUUCUUGGGGAAAACGAUAAGGAGGAUGCCGAGGAUGCCGAUGAAAAAAAGACGCAAGACGACGCGACUGGAGAGCCAGAAUUGGAGAUAUAUGCUGGUGUCUCGGGGGGCCUUCAACGCUUCUUCAACGAAGUCGAAUUGGAAUAUGAGGAUGGGGAGACCGAACUUCGAAAGGUUCCUCUUCCUCUGAUUUUGUCCACACAAAACAUCAACCUUGGGGCCAGCACAAGUCGAGUCUUUAGAGAUUCAAACCCGAAGGGGGUCCUCAGUAGAUGGCCGUUCUCAUUUCUUCAGAGCUCGAUUUUGAGCGUCGAUGCUACUGUUUUACCAGCCGCAACGGUACAAGCAAACCUGGCUAAGAGUAUCACAAUUGCUCCAGGGACGAGGCCUUUCAAUGUUAUCUUCGGGACGGCUUUCACUCGCUCGCCCCUUCAGACACCACCGAUACUCAACCUACAAUUAAGCAAGGGAAUUGGCCAGAAAAAAGUGGCGUUCUGCAACUGGUCCAGUGGAUUUAUUGGAUGGCCGCUUGUUGUCCAGACGCUACUCCUCCCAUUUGCCGGUCUUGGCUCGGAUGAUUUCUUGAUCGCGGGGGAGGAACCAAGUCAACUCCAAGUUGGCAUUGCAUCUCAACCCUCAAGGCUUGCGUUAGGCGAAGAGGAUGCGGAAGUGCCAGAAUCACAGGAAGAAGAUGAAGAUGAGCUUGGAAUAUUACGUGCCAAGCAGCGCGAGGAACGCAAAAUUGCCGAAGCCUGGCAGGUUGCUAUUUCGUCUUCUCCAGCCAUGCACAGCCUUGUUUUCAAAUAUUCUCGGAAUAUCUUUUCUGGGAAGGCUGCCACCGAUGCUACCCAAUCCCAGUGGAGCUCUGAGAAACAUUACUCAUUACCACCAGCGGAUCAGCCGCGCUCUGUUCGUCUCGACAUUUCCAGUGUUAUCAAUAUGGACGCAUCGCUUUCCUGGUCUGUGCACGGAUCCCGACAAGUUAGUGAAUUGACUCAUGUGGGCUUUGGGGUUAAUCUUCGGCCUCAGGGCCUGAUCAUGACUUUCUCAUGGGCCAGGCUUGGACAGACGCUCAAAUUCCCCAUUGCCAUAUGCCCGGUUGACCAUGUUAAUGCCAACUCGGCCACCUUAGGUGUCCUUCUGCCAUGGCUAACAUACUGCGCCCUUGAGUUCGGCUACAUCCGGCCCAGAGAACGGCGAAACCGCCGAAAGUUGGUCGCACGACACCAGAAACGGCUGAGGAGAUUAAUUCCCCAAAAGAGAGCAGAGAGCACGCAGGCCAUUGAGCUCAUGGCGGAUCAAGUGCAACGCCGGCAGAACAAAGAGUCCAGGCAAGGGGGCCUGGUCAUAACCAAAGCGGAAUAUGGCUAUUAUCCUUCUCCAACAACAUGGAGGGGCGACAAGGAACCAAAAGAACCAGAAGUUGCAGAUGUCACCAUUCCCGUAGCUUCAUUGGUGGAUCAUGGUCAGCUCAUUAUCUCCAAGAAAACAACCAAGUUCCACAUUCUUGGAUUCCAUGACCCGGCACCUUUGAAAGCUAAGAAGCUGAAGAUAUGGUAUCAAUACCAUGGAAAAGAUCACUAUAUCGAAGCCAAUGAUGCAGAGGGCCUUACUUGUCCUAUGCGGUCCCAUCUCCUUGCUGCUUAACACAGUCCGAUUACUGGAUAAUCCCUAAUUUUUUUUUAUUAUAUCUGGUACCUGUGUUCUAAUCUCACUGUAUGGUUUUCAAUACUUAUAGGCUAAGGCCAACCCCCCUCUCAUCCUUUAUCAUUACCGGCCGUUGGGCCGCGUAUGCAUCUUUUUGGGCACGGCUUUGGAUGACUUAGCGAUUAAUGUUGUAUUAAAUAUAAAGAUUUUGAUAGAAUAAUAGUGCGAAUCUCU
Messenger RNA from Aspergillus versicolor CBS 583.65, 2809 nucleotides. RefSeq names its product J domain-containing protein. Lineage: Eukaryota; Fungi; Ascomycota; Eurotiomycetes; Eurotiales; Aspergillaceae. Bases 287 to 2575 code for a protein of 762 amino acids. The record is from RefSeq and is a predicted model, not a curated record. Gene Ontology annotation, biological process: cristae formation. The transcript has 4 exons.